This is a messenger RNA of Nannizzia gypsea CBS 118893, 1221 nucleotides long. RefSeq lists its product as hypothetical. Bases 1 to 1221 code for a protein of 406 amino acids. NCBI's taxonomy places the organism in Eukaryota, Fungi, Ascomycota, Eurotiomycetes, Onygenales, Arthrodermataceae. The record is from RefSeq and is a predicted model, not a curated record. The transcript is spliced from 2 exons.
AUGGAGAUGAUGUUAGUACUUGUCAAGCCGAGACCCAGUCACCUCUUGCUGCUGGGAGCCGUGGGCAUUAUCUCCAUUUGGGGCUUCAUUGGAUACUGGGGUGGCAUGUUCGAUAACUUUGAUGCUAUUGUUGCUUCAGGCUCCCUCCCUGAUGGUCGUCCCAUGCGCAUGGACUACACCAGGGUAAAAUAUAUCGACUCCCAAUUGGCCCCAGUUAUAGCUUUUUACGAAGUGCUGUCGAACAAACUCUCGUUGGGGCCUCGCCUUUUGUUCCUUGAUAUUAAUUUUGUGGUGGCAUGCACCAAUAUCUGGGUCCUUGUUGAAAGCCGUCGACGAGGUGCUAGAAACUUGGUGUUGAAAUGGCCCGGUAUAUUUAUAUUUCUUUGGAACUGUAUCGGUGCCGCACUGAUUCUACCUCACUAUUUAUACUGCCUGCUACAAAGUAAAGCCACGCGAAGAGACGCCGCUAUUCCAAAACACGAGGCCAUAUCUUUAUUUAUCACCACUUUUGCGAUGAUUUCCUUCCCUUUACUGCUUUUUGCCCCCGUGUUGUUGGACUACAGCUCCAAAGACCACCACGGCUUCAUUGCUCUCUUCCAUGCCACUCCUUUCUUAGCAACUCUCUUCUUCUCAGCAAUUGCAGGCAUCAUUCAAAGGCUUACACCCUCCGACACGGGGGAUGGGUUGAACCCCUCAAAACAAAAACAAAACCACAACGUCGACGAACCCUGGAUAGUUUCUUCGUUCGUACUGGUGGGAACUGCGGCGGCAAUUGUACAUGUUCUUACCAUGGUUGUGGCGCUUAGAGCGAAUAGCUCAGAUGCUACCAUCCAGAGGCUAUUUGUCCCUUCUUUUAGCUCACUACGGAAAGCGAACACAUUGCCCUCAGCAUGGACUUCUAGUUAUAGAGGAAUAGUCACCGGCAAAGCAUCACAUGCAGGAACAGGAUUACCCGCCAAAUAUGAAGAAAUUCUAGAGCAAUUUCACCUUUUCACCCAGUUCGACUGGAUUGUGAUCUCACUAUCCUGUAUCGUGUUCUCAUACCUCCUUCUACCUGAUGCAAGUGCAAGUGGCACGGACACCCCAAGGGAGGAGAAGGCCCUACUAUAUCUUACCUUAGGGUCUCUCCUCAUUGGCCCAGGGGCAGCGGGAUCGUUCGCUCUUGCGUUGAGAGAGUCGAAACUGAGAGAGCAAGUAGGCAGUUCGAUAAAAGCCGACUAG